AUGGCGGUAUCACGGUUUAUCAGAUUCAAAGACGAGCAAGGCUCCAUCUACUAUGGGGAGCCCUGCCAAGACGAUCUGGCGGGCAACCUCGUAAAUGCUACCGUAAUGGUGCUGGAGGGAAAUCCAUUCGACGGGCUAAAGCCGUUAGGAUUUGAGGCGAAGGUGGCGAAGAUUCUCUCUCCAUUGGAAUCUACUCCCAUCAUUCUCUGUAUUGGUCUCAAUUACAAACAGCACGCCGAGGAGGCCAAUCUCAAUAUUACUCCAUACCCUGUGGUUUUUAGCAAGCCGGCAGAUGCACUCACUGGACCUUACGACGACAUCCACGUACACCCUGACGCGACCCCCAAGCUCGACUACGAAGGCGAACUAACUGUUGUGAUCGGAAAGGACUGUAAAAAUAUUUCGGAGGAAGAGGCGCUAGAUUACGUGCUGGGAUACACCAUUGGGAAUGAUGUCAGCGCAAGGAACUUCCAAAUGCCCGAUGUUAGCGGCGGUCAGUUCUGCUACGCCAAGUCGUUUGAUGGUUUUGCUCCCAUCGGUCCAGCUAUCAGCAUGACCGAUGCCAUUCCUGAUCCGCAAAAGUUGUCUUUCAUAACACGAGUGAACGGAAUGAAGAGACAAGAGACAUCUACCGACGACAUGAUUUGGCCGGUGAGCCAGAUCAUCGCUCAUCUCAGCCGUGGAACAACCAUAAGGAAGGGGACUCUAAUCAUGACGGGGACACCGAGUGGCGUGGGACUAUUCACCCCCGACGGGUUUCUUCAUCAUGACAGUGUGGUCGAAAUUGAGUUGAAAGGGCUAGGAACAAUCAAGAACCGAAUUGUAUUUGACUGA
Penicillium crustosum is the source of this 834-nucleotide messenger RNA. RefSeq names its product fumarylacetoacetate hydrolase family protein. The transcript is spliced from 4 exons. Gene Ontology annotation, molecular function: acetylpyruvate hydrolase activity. Lineage: Eukaryota; Fungi; Ascomycota; Eurotiomycetes; Eurotiales; Aspergillaceae. The coding region runs from base 1 to 834 and encodes 277 amino acids. The record is from RefSeq and is a predicted model, not a curated record.